CCGAUGCUAUUUUAAACCACUCUUCCUUAGAGUGCAGUGGAUUAACAAGCCAGUCUCAGGAAAGGCCUAAGUCACUAAUAAGAUUCAGUCAAGAGGCGAGUUUGAUAAACAUGAAAAGCAGACUCGGAGAGAAGUAGCCACCGGGUGCUAGCUCGGUGGUCUGAGCGCUGCUGCUCCCGGUGACAGGAGCUCUCUUCUGUGGGAUUGUUAGCACUGGCAGCGACCGGGGAGGGGGGGGGUGGGAGAAAGGACCAGCUUCAUUCAAGAAAAACACGAGCCAGGGUCCGAACCGGUGUGCCAGGAUGCCCCGGGGCACAGGGACGGAUGUGUGUGAUGGGAGUAAACAGCAGCUUAAAGUUGAAACAGUGAAGUACAAGUGGCAGGGUUUAGUCUCUGAAGCAGCAGAGCAACAGUAACAGUGUCCACGCUGCCUGUCCACAGCUUCCGGGGGUUUGUCUGGGAUGGAUCACAACAACCCAGAGAUACUGAAAGAUCCUUAUGGAGAGCCUGGUCUGACAGCAGACUGGGAGACUUCUGAGUCCUUCUGUCCAGAAAAGGAGCAGAGGAGGUGCCUGGGGACAGAGGACGUGGCUACUAAUGGGUCCUGGUCACAGAGGUCCAUCUCCCGUUCUCUGCAGCGAGCUGAGACUUUACUCAGGAGCACCUUUAAUCCCAGCCUGAAGUGGCUGUUCCACGGCCGCAGUCAAGAUGAGGACGCGGAAGAAGGAAAUUUUGUCGUUGCGCACAACCUGGUGUCCCGGUCCUCUGCACGUCUCCUGCAUCUGCAACAAGCUCUUCUGACUGUGGCGCCCCAGUGGCAGCAGGUCGGCGGCACACAGGUGGGGUCUCCCCAGGUCUGUGUCAAAGGCCUCCCAGCAGAGGGUGGUGUUCUCCUCCUGCCCUCCUCCUUCCUGCAGGGACACUACAGAACUCUGUGUAGACUCCUGGAGCAGCGGUCCCUGCUGCUCUUCGUACACGAGUACACCAGGAGGGCUCGUCUCGCGGCAGCGUACAUUUCCAGAGUGAGCCACCUGCUGGAGGACCAGCUGAAGAAAUCACAGCUGACACUUGACCAGACCCCAUCAAACUGGUCUUCAUUCAGGGUUGGUCUUGGCUCACUCAGCCAGGAGCUGCGGGUCCAUCUAAACCACUGGUCUUGUCUGUUCUCCAAAGUCCAGUCUGAUCAUUAUCUGAGGCUUGCUCUGGUCCAGCAAACCAGGCUGCUGCUGGAAAUCAGACAGACUCUGGACUCACUGGGUCUGCAGGCCCUGGUUUUGAUGGAACGGUAUGUGCAUGUCAUGCUGUCUGCUAUAGCCCGGACUGAAUUAGACGCUGUACCAAGAGAAGUCCUGGAGGAUAUUUUAGCCGGGACAGACGUGUAUAACCAGGCGGUGGAGGAGCAGCGAGCGCAGCACAGCACCGCCCAGCAGAGGGCUGCGGUCUUGCAUGGAGCACAUUAUCCCACUCUGGGUUCUGGUCUUCCAAACAGCCGAGAGCGUCACCCUGCCACUUUCUCUGUCAAAGAGCUGACAGUGAUUUUAGCAGCGCAUCACGCAGACAUGGCAGCCAAGCAGAUGCAGCGCUGGGCCUCUGCGCAGAGCUAUCAGAUCUGUCAAGUCCACCACAACACUGAGACCUGUUCUCUUAAUUCCUGUGAUCAGCUGCAGCACACCGACCUUAUUUCAUCUCCUGUAAACCAUCACCCCCGUUCUGCCACCACCUGCCCACCUGCUUUCAUCCCUGACCUCAUCCAUUUGGACUGUACCGUCUUGGAAAAUCACCAUCCUAUAUUAGUCAAGUCCACCUCUGUCCAACAUAACAAAGACCAAACCAGCCAGUGCCAAACCUACAUGUGCCAGACCAGUGCGGAAGCGUUGAACUCAGCCCGACCAGGUGGAGAAAGACAGAGCAGUUUAGAAAACUGUAACCCGCCACAGAGCGUUUCACCCCUUUCAAACUCCUCCCACCAUGUCUCAGUCCUGCCUCUGUCACAUGUUUGCCAACAGGAGUGCUCCUCGGUGGAGUUACUUUUUCAGGUGCUGGUUUCCUCCAGCGACCUGCUGGCUCCCCUGGUGUCGCACGCGUCGACGCCAGAGGCACCAACAGAACAACUGCUGCCAAAUACAGUAACAGAUCUGCUAUCACCCAACGGAAAGACCGACCCAUUGAUUUCAGCUGCUCCGAUCAUAAAUACGGCGGAUUCAGUGGAAUCGAACAACAGACUGAGAACAGAACCGAACAAGGACCGCGACCCGGACGGAACUCAGCCGGAAAUUACGAGCAGGGUAGAAGCCACUGGCAGCUCAGAUUUUCAGGAGAACGGAGACCCAAAGAAAGAGGACACCGCGGGAGCAGAGGAGUCCACAGUGGAGCCAGACCGCGUUCGCUGGCCUCACUCGGUCCAGUGGUUGGACCUUGGCCAGUCGCUGGUCUUUGCUGAUCUGUUUAGACAGUACCGCUCCCUGCUCUGGACUCUCUGCGGCAAAGCCUUGUGGCUGCAGAUGCUUGCACCACAAGCAGGGAACACCUCGGGAAGCGUCAACCUCCAAGACGACCACAGACGGUUCCAGAUCCUGCACCGGAUCAGUCAAGCCUCAAAGUCCGAUCUGGUUCCAAAGGAGUGCAGAGCCAUGCUGGAGGAUUUCAGUCUCAAUCUCUUAGUCCUUACAGCACAUGCUCAGUGGGACCAUGUGUUGUGCAGAAGUUUAGGUUCAGCUCUGAAAGACAAGUGUCUCACAGAUGGGACGCCAUCGUCAUCGAACCAAGAUGGAAGCGUGGUGAUUUCAGUGACCAUGGAGCACUUCCUGCUGCUGUCCCCUCCUCUCGUCUCAUCCCUGUGCUGCCAUCACUCAAACAGCAGGGCCUCAGGGCCUUUUAGCCUCCCCCCUGCCAGGCUCACUCUCCAGAGACGGACUCUUAGCUUGGCGUUGGCCACAGUGCAGCUGUCCACAGUCUGGGUCAUGUCCAAGGCUUACCAGUUCCUCUCAUCAUGGAGCCUCAACAAGUUCCUGCUUAUCACACAGGGGGACCUCAAAGCGAUGAGAGAGUCAUUAGAGACGAUGGUGCAUCAGACUAAGCCGCUGAUGGUGAACUCAGACGGUGACCAUCAUUCAGCUCUUCAUCACCACGGCCAGCGUCUGCUGAGGCGGCAACUGGAAGCACUUGACAGAACUGUGUCUGAGCUGCAGUCCUUCUCCUCUCUGGUGCUGAAGAUCUUCUCCAGUGACUGCAAGAGGAUGUCAGGGGAGAUCUUUGAACAGACCAUGCCUUCAUCUGUACACUGGAGACCCAGCCACAGGACAGGUUUUCCCAGCAGUCCCAGUGAGUACGCAUCUCUGGCAGCUCAGACUGUGAUCGGUCAGGUUUUAGAGAGCGUGGCACCGCUGUCCGACGACGCCCGUGUCCAAGCCCUGAGUAUAACAAUGACAGCUUUCUUGGAGGCGUGGAUGGAACACAUCCUGAAACAGAAGAUCAAAUUCAGUGUGCAGGGAGCCCUCCAGCUGAAGCAGGACUUUGAUUCUAUCAGGGAACUGAUCCAGUCGGACAAGUACGGCCUGUCAGCUGAACUCCACCAACGACUGCUCAGCCUUCGGGUCUUUCAACAAGUGGACUCAGCUGUGGUGUGUCUGCUCCAGCAGCCACAGGCCAAACCGUACCUGCAGUCCAGAGCCUGGGAGCCUUUCACACGCUGUUGUCCAGCCACCAGAAGCAGAGGCAGCACUGAUGCAGCAGUGGGGAGCAGUAUAACCAACCUGAGGUGUAUGGAGGACGAAGACCUGACUCAGACUGAUCCCUCUGUUGUGACCACUGAGCUCCCUCCGGUGGACCCAUCCACCCCCAGAGAACCCUACCUCGCUCCAAGUCUGGCUCUGGGUGCUGCUCAGCAGGAGUGGUUGGACCUGAGGAUCCACAGCAGCACUCGUCGUUGGAGGCUGCCGGGACUGCAGUGUCUCUCUAAGUCUGAACCCUGAGCACACACACACACACACUUCACAGCAGUCUCUCUGCUUUACAGGAAAUAUCCAGUAAAAACACCAAAACACUUUAUUUUUGUUGUACUUUAUUUAUAUGUAUAUUUUUGCUAAUGAGAACAACUUCAGAACAAUGUAAAAAUGUAUUUAUUAAUGAAUCUAAAAAAAAAAAAAAGGUUGUUUGCCUCAAACAUAUUUUCAUAUUCCUGAAUUAA
Messenger RNA from Toxotes jaculatrix (banded archerfish), 4186 nucleotides. It is a transcript of the gene ccdc142, whose product is annotated as coiled-coil domain containing 142. The coding region runs from base 462 to 3971 and encodes 1169 amino acids. NCBI's taxonomy places the organism in Eukaryota, Metazoa, Chordata, Actinopteri, Toxotidae. The record is from RefSeq and is a predicted model, not a curated record. The transcript is spliced from 17 exons.